GUGCUAGUAGCAAGCAGCAGUGAGAAUAUUUGGCGUUCCUGAACGGGGUGUAAAUUUUGCGUUUUCUGGUGUAAUUUGAUGCAAUUGUCGACGACAUUUGGAUAAAAAAUUCAAUCUUGGUGCGGUGAUUAAUUUCGCGAUAUUUAUUUUAUCUAACGGGUGCUCCAGUGUCUCGUCACGGAGACGCACCGGUUCCCUUAGUACGGCUUAAUGUCUAGUGGUGAAUUUUGUGACAGUUCCGCCGUCGAUCCCCCAGCCGCCAAAAAGCGGAAACUGCCUUCAUCGCCUUCGUCUUCGUCGUCAUCGUCGUUGUCGACUUCCUCCACCACUGCAGCAGCAGUAGUAGCCGGACAGCAGCAGCAACAACAACAUCAACUAGAAGAAGACUCAGUAGCAGUUGUAAUGGCGACGGCAAACAACAAUGGAUCGACACCGUUUGAAGGUUCUGCUGGGCAGGAUAUUGACGAGGGACUCUACUCGCGGCAACUUUACGUGCUGGGACACGAUGCCAUGCGAAGGAUGGCUCGUUCCGAUGUGCUAAUCUCUGGUCUCGGUGGAUUGGGUGUGGAAAUAGCGAAAAAUGUUAUCCUCGGUGGUGUAAAGUCUGUCACUCUGCAUGACAAAGCGCUUUGUUCGCUAGCGGACCUGUCAUCGCAAUUCUACCUCACGGAAAACGACGUUGGAAGUAACCGUGCGGAGGUCAGCUGUCGCCAGCUGGCCGAAUUGAACAACUAUGUGCCUACUACUGCAUACACUGGAGAUCUCACCGAGGAGUUUCUCCGCCAGUUCCGUGUUGUGGUGCUAACAUUAACACCACUCGCGGAACAACAUCGUAUUGCGGAGAUAACCCAUCGGCACAACAUUGCGCUUAUAACGGCCGAUACCAGAGGACUGUUUGCUCAGAUUUUCUGCGAUUUUGGCGUCGAUUUCACCGUGUACGAUCCGACUGGAGCCAAUCCAGGUUCGGCCAUGGUGGCCAGCAUCACAAGUGAUGUGGAAAGUAUUGUGACUUGUUUGGAUGAAAAUCGCCAUGGAUUCGAGGAUGGAGAUUAUGUUACCUUCACUGAGGUACAAGGUAUGACGGAACUGAACGGUUGCGAACCGAUCAAGAUCAAGGUAUUGGGACCGUACACGUUCAGCAUUGGGGACACCAGCAAGCUAAGCGCUUACAUUCGGGGUGGCAUCGUAACCCAAGUCAAGAUGCCGAAACAGAUGACGUUUAAAUCGCUGGCCGAAGCAGAGAAUGCUCCCGAGUUCGUUAUGGCAGAUUUCUCCAAGUGGGAUCACCCGCAAAAUACGCAGCUGGCGUUUACCGUUCUUACUCGGUUCCAGGAGAAAAAUGGUCGAUUGCCGCGUCCGUGGAACGUCGAGGAUGCGGUUGAGUUUGUUGAGCUCUGCAAGGAGCGCGCCAAGGAACUAAAACUGGAAGAGAUCAACGACGGUAUGCUGACUAAAUUCGCUAAGGUAUGCGCUGGAGAUCUUUGUCCGAUGAAUGGAACUAUUGGCGGCAUUACGGCACAGGAAGUUUUGAAAGCUUGUACUGGUAAGUUCACACCUCUGUAUCAGUAUUUCUGCUUCGAUGCACUGGAAUGUCUGCCGGAGACCGAGGUAGGUGAGGAGGAUUGCCAACCUGUAGGAUCCAGAUACGAUGGACAGAUUGCCGUUUUUGGCGGCAAGUUCCAAGAGGUUCUCGGCAAGCUUAAAUACUUCAUUGUUGGAGCAGGCGCGAUCGGAUGCGAGUUGUUGAAAAACUUUGCCAUGAUUGGAGUAGCCUCCAACGAUGCUGGCGAGAUCAUCGUAACCGAUAUGGAUUUGAUUGAGAAAAGCAAUCUCAAUCGACAGUUCCUGUUCCGGCCGCACGAUGUUCAGCAACCUAAAUCUCGCAUUGCUGCAGAAGCUGCGAAGCGUAUGAAUCCGGGCAUUAAGGUGACUUCUCACGAGAAUCGUGUGGGUGUCGAAACGGAAAAGAUUUAUGAUGACACAUUCUUCGAGCGAUUGGAUGGAGUUGCAAACGCACUGGAUAAUAUUGACGCUCGUAUCUAUAUGGAUCGUCGCUGUGUGUACUACAGAAAGCCGCUGCUGGAAUCGGGAACGCUAGGAACAAUGGGAAACAUACAGAUUGUUGUACCAUUCCUCACGGAAUCGUACAGCUCAUCGCAGGAUCCGCCGGAGAAAUCGAUCCCGAUUUGCACGUUGAAGAAUUUCCCGAAUGCGAUCGAGCACACCCUGCAGUGGGCCCGUGAUAUGUUCGAAGGUAUCUUCAAACAGUCGGCCUCGAGUGCGGCUCAAUACAUAUCCGAUCCGACAUUUAUCGAUCGAACGCUUAAGCUAGCGGGCGUCCAACCAUUGGAGACACUCGAGUCGGUUAAGACCGCUCUUAUUGACGAGAGACCGAAGAAUAUUGAAGAUUGUGUCAAAUGGGCGCGCACUCAUUUCCAGGAGCAGUAUUCUAACCAGAUUCGUCAGUUAUUGUUCAACUUUCCACCCGACCAACAGACUACUACAGGAACUCCGUUCUGGUCCGGUCCGAAGCGCUGCCCGGAACCGAUUACAUUUGACGUUCAGAAUCCGCUUCAUCUGGAUUACGUCUUCGCUACGGCAAACUUACGCGCUGAAGUGUUUGGUAUCACACAAGUUCGGGAUCGUGCUCGUAUAGCGGAUUUGGCAACUAAAGUUCAGGUGCCAAAUUUUACCCCUCGAUCGGGCGUAAAGAUUGCCGUCACCGACGCCGCCCUCCAGGCGGAAGCAAAUGGAGCAGGGGAAGAGAUGGACCAGGAUCGCAUUACUCGUCUGCAAAAGGAGCUGGCUUCGUUGGGUCGCUUGGACUUCACCAUUACGCCGCUCGAGUUCGAGAAGGACGAUGAUAACAAUCUCCACAUGGACUUCAUUGUGGCGGCUUCGAAUUUGCGUGCCGCUAAUUAUAAAAUACCUCCGGCAGAUCGGCAUAAGUCGAAGCUUAUCGCGGGUAAGAUCAUCCCGGCGAUUGCUACUACGACUUCUCUUGUAGCCGGUUGUGUUUCGCUCGAGCUGUACAAGCUCGCUCAGGGCUUCAACACACUCGAACGUUUCAAGAAUGGUUUUAUCAAUUUGGCGCUGCCACUAUUCACCUUCUCGGAACCUAUUGCGGCCAAAAAGCAAACAUACUACGACAUUGACUGGACUCUGUGGGAUCGUUUCGAGGUUCAGGGUGAGCUGACGCUGAAGGAGUUUCUUGAUUAUUUCGAACGCGAACAUAAACUGCAGAUUACGAUGCUCUCGCAAGGCGUAUGCAUGCUCUAUGCAUUCUUCAUGGCUAAAGAUAAGAAGACAGAACGUCUUAGCUUGACCAUGUCGGAGGUAGUUCGGCGCGUCUCGAAGAAGAGUAUCGAACCGCACGUUCGUGCGCUUGUUUUCGAAAUAUGUUGCAAUGACGAAGAUGGAAACGACGUAGAAAUUCCUUACGUACGUUAUGUUCUGCCCUAAAGUGUGAUACCCCUAACAUUUUUGCACACUUACACACUCACAUCUAAGUUAAGCGAUUGUUUUAAACACUAACACAAUGAAACAUAUACACGGAUGAUAGAGAAACUAUUCAGAUGCUUGGAGUAAGGAAUAGAAAAAUAAAAUCGUCGUGAUAGUUCGCUCAUCUUAUUGCAGAAAAGGAAAAUACGAUAAAAGGUAUUUAUUUUAACUCUUUGUUCUUUUCACGUUGUCCAAUUGUCACUGCGAUAAAUGUUUGCUAGUAGACCCUAUUAUUGAUGCAAGUGAUCGUUGCCUCAACAACAAGCAAAAAAUGCCUUUAAGUUUUUUUUGUGCUAGGAAAUUGUAUGUUUAAGUUCUCCGCAUACUUUUGACAUUAACCUAUCUAUAGCAUCAUCAUGCCCACAAUUCACUGCGCAAUCACCAUUUUUUCGUAAUUGUAAUGCCAUUCAAAAUAACGUAUUACAAUCACUGAAGUAUAUCUAUUCGCUACGCUAAACUGUUUUCUAUGGACACAUUUUGCCCAAAUCACAUUUACUGUAUGCUUGCUAAAUUGUUUCAUCCGGCACUAACUAAACCUUAACGAUUAUCUCGAUAAAUUUGGUUAUUUGCGAAAUUACGCGGUAUUUUGAUUUUUUUCUCCAGUAUAUUCUGCCAGUGAAAUCCACUAUUUUGAAUUUGUCCUCUUUCAAAAUUUCUUCGAAGCUGGUUUUAAAUUUUCAAUCACUUCCACAUAAGGAUUAAUCCAGAAAUGGUAGAUACUUGACUAAACGUUUAAGGAAGUAACAAUAAAUCUUUAACUAGACUAGCUUUAGUGACAGAGCUUCUUGUCGAAAGCAUUCGAGGAAGAAUUAGAUAUAUAACGAUGUUUAGGAUAAUGCAAUUAUUGUGGUAAAAUCACCCGGACAAGGCGUGCACUGAUGAAAACGAGCAUUUUGGAGGCAUCUCUGAUUCUUGCAUAACUUCAGUAACGAGUAAAAUUAUUGAAAAACACUCCUACCCUGCGUUGCAAAAUUUAUUGUAUAGAAGACGAAAAUCUGCUGAUAGAUUUUUGCAAUGAUCAUGAAUAAAUAAUAAAAAAAAAGAAAUGAAGAUGAGAACGAAACCAAUUUUUACUGAAUGAUGAGCAUUAAUUUACAUAGCAACGGCUUUGGUCAUUUCGCAUUCAAAGAAUGAAUAAACAGAAAGCAGAAUAUUCUAUUCGAUAAAUAAAUUAUGAUCAGGAAAGAACUUGCA
Messenger RNA from Sabethes cyaneus, 4695 nucleotides. It is a transcript of the gene Uba1, whose product is annotated as ubiquitin-like modifier-activating enzyme 1. The transcript is spliced from 6 exons. Gene Ontology annotation, cellular component: cytoplasm; SUMO activating enzyme complex. Gene Ontology annotation, molecular function: SUMO activating enzyme activity. NCBI's taxonomy places the organism in Eukaryota, Metazoa, Arthropoda, Insecta, Diptera, Culicidae. Bases 211 to 3462 code for a protein of 1083 amino acids. Gene Ontology annotation, biological process: protein sumoylation. The record is from RefSeq and is a predicted model, not a curated record.